AUUGAAAAUCAUGGACAAAAAUAACUUCAGGGCCGGAGCUCGCAUUGGAAGCGGAUUCGGCCCAAAUACGGAAGGGGCGAAGCAGGCCGGCAAAUGUGGGCUUCAGUCGGCCCAGCCCGUUUGUGGAAGCCUGCUCUAUCCGUCAAAUCGCGAACCGACGUUGAACUAGGUGGCGGCGGUUUUUACCACAUUCUUCAUCGUCCCCCCUGCUUUGUUACGGAGAGCAGCGAGGCUCCUUCUUCACCGCCGAUAGUCAGAGAUGUUGUCUCCGACCAAAGGUAAGAAACAAGACGUCUGGGGAGAGAAAACAAAAGAGGUGACCGGAAAAUGGCGGGCAUGGGGGAUGGGUACGUGGGAACGGCGCAGGACUCCGUCGGCUGGAGAAGCAGCGAGAAGCUCAGCGCCGGAAAAUCGAGGAGAUGAAGACAAAGUCCGCCUCUGACAAAGGCGGGCCUGGACUUCUCGUCUUCUCCAGUUUGGGUCUAGUACAUCGGAGAUUCUGGAGACUGCGUUUAAGAAAGAAACUGUGGAGUUAGUUACAAGGGAGCAGUAUGUCGAGAAGAGUGUUACUAUUCAGAAUAAGCUUGAAGAAGAUGAGAAGGAGAAGCUGCAAAAGCUGCGGCAAGAGGAGGAGGAAGCUCAGCUAGCCAAGCGCAAGAAGAGGAAGAUUAAAGGGAAUUCAAAGCUUUCUUUUUCUGAUGAUUUUGAGGAUGGAAUGGAAGAUGAAGAUGGUGGAAUCGAAGAUCCUGUUCCAAAUAAGUUGACUCGUGGGAAAUUUGGCAAAGAUCCCACUGUAGAAACAAGUUUCUUGUCUGACAGGGGGGUUGAGGAUGCUGAUAAAGUGAGAGGGAGGCUGAGGAGCAAGCUGAACGUGAAAGGUUGCGGAAACAAAUGGGUUCGUGAGCAGGAGCAGAUUAAAAAUGAGGCCCUUCAAAUUACUUACAGUUACUGGGAUGGAACGGGCCACCGCAGGGUGAUCCAGGCGCGAAAAGGUGAUAGCAUUGGGGAGUUUCUGCGGUCAGUUCAACAGCAACUGGCACCUGAGUUCAGAGAAAUCAGAACAACUUCUGUUGAGAACUUGCUCUAUGUGAAAGAGGAUCUUAUCAUUCCUCAUCAACACAGCUUCUAUGAGCUCAUAGUCAACAAAGCGAGAGGAAAAAGUGGACCGCUUUUCCACUUUGAUGUGCACGAGGAUGUGUGUACAACUGCUGAUGCAACCAUAGAGAAGGAUGAGUCCCAUGCUGGUAAAGUGGCUGAGAGGCAUUGGUACGAGAAGAACAAACGUAUAUUCCCUGCAUCAAGAUGGGAGGUCUGCAUC
This is a messenger RNA of Linum tenue, 1318 nucleotides long. NCBI's taxonomy places the organism in Eukaryota, Viridiplantae, Streptophyta, Magnoliopsida, Malpighiales, Linaceae. The record is from the annotation of a GenBank genome assembly.